AUGGGCCUUUGGAUCCAGAGGAGCCAGCAAUCGAAUUGGUUGCCGCGGCUGGAGCAGCGGCAGCAGGAGGACUGGAGGAGGAAGGUGAUGCUGCGAAGAAUAAGCGGAAGCAGUGCUCAGGAUCUAACGGGGAUGGCUGCAGCGGCAGCGGGAGCGAGGGGCAGCGGCAGCAGUGCUGAGGACUCAGUGGAGGAUGCCUCGUUCACGUUUAGUUUUGAACCAGCGUUGUACAGAGAGGCAUCCAACAAAAUGGCGUCUCCAAAUAUGAGCAGUGCUAGUGCAAGUGCUAGUGGUACCGUAGGAUCUGCAGCCACAAACACAACAGAUAUCAAGUCUUCACUUUGGGAUCAUGUGCAAGAAUCUGGUGGAAAGAUCCAAGUCAAGAACUGUUUCUUUGCCUAUUGCUCCUUCCUCAAGCAAACAUCACUGACAACAACAAGAGGAACAAGAGGGGUCUAUUUCGCAUUGGAAAAAGCUUGGGCAUUGGAAGACCGUAAGCACUUGGAUGCUUUAAUUAGUAGAUCAAUUUAUUCGGAUGGGUAUCUUUCAAUUUUCCGAGAAAUCCAUAUCUUCGAGAAGCCUUUUACCUUUGCUUGCGUAUUGCGCAAUAUGCAAGGUUAUGUGAUUCCUGGUUACAACAAAGUUAGGGAGGGACUUCUAAAGCAAGAAAGGAGGCACAUAGAGACUUUGUUGGAGAGCACAAAGAACACAUGGGCAAAGAAGGGAGUCACAAUCUGCUCGAUGGUUGGUCGAUCCUCGAGGCGACCAAUCAGCAAUUUUGUUUGUUGUUUCGACAAGGCACCUAUGUUCUUGAGGGCUGAUAAUUGUGAAGGUUGGUACAAAUCAAAAGAAUACAUUGCUGAGAAGUUGAGGGGUAUAAUUGAAGAAGUAGGUCGACAUAAUGUAGUACAAAUCAUUACAGACAAUGCUGCAAAUUGCAAAGGUGCUGGUCUCAUAAUAGAAUCUGAGUAUGAUAACAUAUUUUGGACACCAUGUGUUCUGCAUACCCUCAAUCUUGCUAUGAAAAAUAUAUGUGAACCUAAAAUAGGAAACAACCCUUCUGAUGAAGAAAUAUUUGCUUGGAGGGAACUUGAAUUUGAUGUUAAAACUGAGGCUACUAUGAUAAAGAAUUUCAUAAUGAAUCAUGGCAUGCGGCUUUCAAUGUUCAAUGAGUUCAGCCGUUUGAAGUUACUUUCUAUUGGUGAAACUAGAUUUGCCUAUGUUGUAUGUAUGUUGAAGUGGUUUGUUGAGAUUUUUCCAUUCACUAAAAUCAUAAUGCCAAAUUGCAGAUAUUAUAGCAAAAAGUGGCUUGACGAAGAAGAACUGAUGCAUACAAAGACAGGAGAGACAAGGAUGUGGGAUGUAGGAGGGGAUUCUUUUGAUUCACUUGGUGAUAUUGGCAUUCUUGAAGUGGUUGACCUGUCCCUUGAUGAACCUGAAUUGCAAGCUGUGUCUUUUGGUUUGGAUGAUCCGCAUGUUCAUGUUGUGGAUGACAAUGAAACAAAUGAGGAAUAG
This is a messenger RNA of Miscanthus lutarioriparius, 1515 nucleotides long. The record is from the annotation of a GenBank genome assembly. NCBI's taxonomy places the organism in Eukaryota, Viridiplantae, Streptophyta, Magnoliopsida, Poales, Poaceae.